Molecule: messenger RNA, 1239 nt
Organism: Rhopilema esculentum
Lineage: Eukaryota; Metazoa; Cnidaria; Scyphozoa; Rhizostomeae; Rhizostomatidae
Source: RefSeq, a predicted model, not a curated record
CCCAGAGAUAAAACAUCCUGCUCUCCCCAUGCGCCAGUAUCCUUGUGCAAAUUACACUACUACGAAGCGAAGUUUGUUUACGUUCCUUUUAUAUUAACAGAGCAUUUUCCUUGCUGAGAACAAAGCCCUUUAUUCUUUGUACAUGUACCUUUCAUCACUCCACCAGGUCUGAGACUUAAUAUCACACCACUGUGUUUAGGCCAAGAAAGACGAUCGAAAUGGCAGCAAGUAACCAAAAAGUAGUUCUAGUCACAGGAUGCUCCUCGGGAAUCGGCCUAGAAACGGCUGUUAUGCUUGCAAGAGAUGCCGAUAAAAGGUUCAAAGUAUACGCUUCAAUGAGAAAUUUUGCAAAGAAGGAUCCACUGGAGAAGGAGGGGAGUGAUGUUCUAGGGAAAACAUUGUUUAUCGAGAAGCUGGAUGUAUCUUCUGAAGAGCAGGUUGAGAAAGUUCUUGACGAUCUUUUGGCAAAAGAAGGAAGGAUUGAUGUUAUUGUGAAUAAUGCCGCUUUUGGGUGGUAUGGGCCUACCCAAUGCCACAAAUCCGAAGAAAUACAAAGCAUGUUUGCUACGAACGUCUUUGGGCCUAUCAACAUUAUUAAAAAAAUGCUUCCCCAUUGGAAAGAAAGAGGAUCAGGACAAGCAAUAACAGUGACGUCAAUUGCAGGCAUCAUGGGUUUUCAUUACAGUUCUGUGUAUGCUUCAACCAAGUUUGCAAUAGAAGGAUUCAUAGAGUCAUUAGCUCUUGAGCUUCUUCCUUUUCCAAAUAUUAGGAUGACAUUAGUGGAACCUGGACCUGUCUUAACAAAGUUUCUCUCGAAUGCUCAAGGCGAAAAUCCUGUGAAUUUUGAAGGCAUUGAUGAACCAACCAGGGAAGCCAUGUCUGAUGUGAGCACCAGCACUCUUAUAAUAUUUGAAAAAGUUGGGCAAAAAGGUGAAGAUAUUGCCAACGUCAUCAUAAAUUCCAUUGUCACCGAUAAACCUCAGCUUAGGUACAUGACUAAUGAUAAGUUUGCCGAUUUGGUAAAGAGCAAAUAUACUGAUUUCACUGGUGAAAAGCCGCUUAAAGCUAUGUCGCAGUGGUAUAAAGUCCUGCAGUAACAAUCAAAGACUGUUCUAUUUUAACACGAGAAGAAGAAGAAAUUUAGCAGAACAAAAACAUGUAUAUUUUAUACUGUACCAUACUGUUCAGACUAAGUUUCUGUCUAUAACAGUCUUUUUGAUUUUGAAAAAUCUGCUUGAA